Messenger RNA from Phytophthora sojae, 1374 nucleotides. RefSeq lists its product as hypothetical. The coding region runs from base 1 to 1374 and encodes 457 amino acids. The transcript has a single exon. The record is from RefSeq and is a predicted model, not a curated record. NCBI's taxonomy places the organism in Eukaryota, Oomycota, Peronosporomycetes, Peronosporales, Peronosporaceae.
AUGCUCACUGCAGUGCGCCUGGUUCUACAUCUCCAACCAGCUAUCGAAGUCCUGGAGCAAACUAUCAAUGCGAUCUCUUGGUUCUUGGGACCUCCACAGAGCCUCCCGUUCCAUGAAGCCUGCAAGUUUGGAUCCAUUGAGCUACUUGACUGGAUGUGGAGCGCUAGCUGUACUCGCGCUGGUGACAGAACUCCUGGGUGGUUUCUGAGCAACUCGCUGCGGUCCGACCCUCAUUACCACAAGUGGCAGUUCUCGAGAUCGCUCAAAGUCGCCGCUGAUCGGGGUGAUUUGCCCAUGAUGAAGUGGCUCUUUGCGCAUUUUUCGGGUUGUGAGGCCCCGUCCAGUGUUGCUGAUGAAGCCCAAAAGAAAGGAUACCUGCUCGUGCUAUUGUUUCUGUGGAGACACAAGACUGAAGAUCAAGGCACCAAUGCCCACGCUGUCAUGCAGACGUCGUGCUCGGUUCGCUAUGGUCCUCGUGAUGUGUUUUGGACGGUCGCCACCAUUGAGAAGGCGUGCGAGAAUGGGCAACUCGCGCAGUGUCUGGAUGAAGGUAUGCAGUUUAGUGAACCAGACGCAGAAAUCGCUAUCAAGCACGCUCUACGCGUUGGAAACCUCGCGCUUGCGGAGCGACUGGUACCCGCAGGCCAAAGCAUUUUUGACUACGCAGCUGGAUGCACGCGGAUCGAAGUGAUUGAGAUGAUGGUGGAGAUUGAGUAUUUGCAACGCGACAUACGUCUCGCUGCGUCAAUGAUACCGACUGUGGCUCGCAGUGGGCGUUUGGAUCUCGUGGAGUGCAUUGUUCAAUUAGCUUGUUCUGGUUCGGAGGAAAACGAAAAUUGGGUAGCUACUUGGAUCAACGCUAUGGAAAUGGGAUGUCGACACGGACAUUUGGCGGUCUUGCAGUGGCUCGCUGGGCAUCCAUCGGGGCGUGAAGCGCUCGAACGUGCACGGAACGACGACGAUAUCAACUGCCUGCUACCUGCUGCAGCUAAAGGAGGAUACGUAGAGGUGAUGGAGUUCCUGUAUUCCCAGGGGCUGGCCAUACAGUAUUGCCGUGCUAUGAAGGCUGCUAUCAAGAAAGGUCGAGCAAGUUCGGCCAAAUGGUUGCUCGAUCACCAUUCAUUCGACGAGAGCGAGCUUCGUAAAUUAUGGGUUAAAGCGAUGUAUACGAGUGUCGGGAAGGGGUAUCUGGAGCUCCUGGAGCUUUUCAAUGAACUGGACGCGUCGACGCCUUAUGCGCAGUCGGGGGUGAAGCGAAGACGGGCUGGUCAAACAAAGUCGUGGUGGCACUACGUAAAAAAAUCCGAUGUUCAUCGCCGCCAGCGAGGGCCAUCUCAACAUCCUCGAGUGGUUUCAAGCCAACCCCGUGCAUAA